Molecule: messenger RNA, 883 nt
Organism: Ictidomys tridecemlineatus (thirteen-lined ground squirrel)
Lineage: Eukaryota; Metazoa; Chordata; Mammalia; Rodentia; Sciuridae
Gene: Apoe
Product: apolipoprotein E
Biological process (GO): cholesterol efflux; cholesterol metabolic process; phospholipid efflux
Cellular component (GO): chylomicron; extracellular vesicle; high-density lipoprotein particle
Molecular function (GO): phospholipid binding; cholesterol transfer activity; phosphatidylcholine-sterol O-acyltransferase activator activity
Source: RefSeq, a predicted model, not a curated record
UGACAGGGGGCUGGCCGAGCCCGCCCUAGCCCUGGGGUAGGGGGCGGGGCAGGGGAGCCCUAUAAUUGGAGGAGUCUGGGCUCCCAGAGCCCUGCUCAGCUCCUGCGGACUCAAAGGACCCGGUACCCCAGGAGCCGACUGACCAUCAGGCAGAAAGAUGAAGGUUCUGUGGGCCGUGUUGGUGGCCACGCUCCUGGCAGGAUGCCGGGCAGAGCUGGAAGUGGAGCCAGAGGUACAGGAGCAGACCAAGUGGCAGAUUGGCCAGACCGGCCAGCCCUGGGAGCUGGCACUGGGCCGCUUCUGGGAUUACCUGCAAUGGGUGCAGACGCUCUCUGACCAGGUGCAAGAGGAGCUGCUCAGCUCCCAGGUCACCCAGGAACUGGCGGUGCUAAUAGAGGACACGAUGAAGGAGGUGAAGGCCUACAAGUCGGAGCUGGAGGAGCAGCUGCGCCCGAUGGCCGAGGAGACGCAGGCCCGGCUCUCCAAGGAGCUGCAGGCGGCGCAGGCGCGGCUCGGGGCGGACAUGCAGGACGUGCGCAACCGCCUGGACCAGUACCGCAGCGAGAUGCGGGCCAUGGUGGGCCAGAGCACCGAGGAGCUGCGGGCGCGCCUGGCCUCGCACCUGCGCAAGCUGCGCAAGCGGCUGCAGCGCGACGCCGAGGACCUGCAGAAGCGCCUGGCUGUGUACCAGGCCGGGGCCCGCGAGGGCGCCGAGCGCGGCGUGAGUGCCAUCCGCGAGCGCCUGGGGCCGCUGGUGGAGCAGGGCCGCCUGCGGGCAGCCACCGUGAGCACUGUGGUGCCCAGCUUUUGUUUUUCCCAGAAAGCCUAUGGGGUGCAGGGUUCAGGCUGGGGAGAUGAGAGGCCCCUACCAGGCACCCCGUAG